This is a messenger RNA of Mus pahari (shrew mouse), 7301 nucleotides long. RefSeq names its product ring finger protein 169 (gene Rnf169). Lineage: Eukaryota; Metazoa; Chordata; Mammalia; Rodentia; Muridae. Gene Ontology annotation, molecular function: ubiquitin-protein transferase activity; nucleosome binding. The record is from RefSeq and is a predicted model, not a curated record. Gene Ontology annotation, cellular component: nucleus; site of double-strand break. The transcript has 6 exons. The coding region runs from base 6 to 2090 and encodes 694 amino acids. Gene Ontology annotation, biological process: double-strand break repair.
ACAAGAUGGCGGCGGCAGGUCCGAGCACUCGGGCUUCUUCCGCGGCGGCCGCGGCAGCUCUGAGUCGGCGGAGCCGGCGGGGCCGCUGUGACGAGAUGGCGGCAGCGAAAGCCGGGGUUCCGGGCCCGGCCUCCAGCCCCGCGUUGUUAGUGUUGCGGUCAGCGCCACGGCCGGAGGAGUCGGGCUGCACCGGGUGUCCGGAGACCCCGGGGGAAGUGGCGGCCCUGCCGGGCAGCCACUCGCGGUGCCGAGGCUGCGCCUCGCGCGCGGCGGGCCCGGGCUGCCGUCGCUGCCGUCCCCGCGGCUCGGGCUGGGCCCGCCGUCGGGCGCGCGACGACGGCCAGGCCGCCGCGGAGCUGAUGGGCGAGCGCGCCCGUCGUGGACAGCCGGACCGCUGCCGCCCGCGCCGGGACGGGGGCGCGGCUGCCUCGGGGCCCAGACCGGAGCCGGAGCCGCUCGCGGAGCCAGAGUUUAUAUUCAGAACGCCAAUCAAGUUAAGCAAGCCUGGAGAGCUCGGUGAGGACUAUGGAUGCCUGCGGAAGCUGAGAGGGGAGAAGUUACAGGAAGAAAAAGCUUGUGAUGAUCAGAUACACAAGCUACUGCAGGAGGAUUCCGAAGUCGGGAAGAGGAAGACUGAUGAACAGAAAAAAAGGGACGAGCCAGCGGGGCUGAAAACAAGUCUGGAGCAGUGUCCUGCGAGGCUCUCGGAUUCAGAGAAUGAAGAGCCUUCUCGGGGUCAGAUGAUGCAGACCCAUCGCUCUGCCUUUGUUUCCAAGAACAGCUCCUGCUCCUUAGCGCUCCUGGCAGGGAAGUUAAACACCAAGGUGCAGAGAAGUCAGAGCUGCAGUGACACAAUUCAAGACAGAGUGAGGAGCAGGCUCAGAACAGCUCCACCCAACAGAGCCAAGAUCACAACUAUAACUCCAGGCUCCACCCCCAUUAUCGGUGUUCUCUUGUCUACUCAAAACAACCGCUGCCUCUCCGCCCCUGACUUAACCAUCGAAAAGCGCCUGCCCUUCAGCUCCCUUUCAUCCUUGGCUUCCUUGCAUAAGCCAGAGCGCUCCAUCAGCCCUGAAAGCAAUGACAGCAUCUCUGAAGAGCUAAACCACUUCAAGCCCAUCGUCUGCUCGCCGUGCACCCCUCCCAAGAGACUCCCUGAUGGCCGAGUGCUCAGUCCUCUCAUCAUCAAGUCAACGCCUCGCAACCUGACCAGAAGCCUGCAGAAGCAGACUUCAUAUGAGGCCAGUCCUCGCAUCCUCAAGAAGUGGGAGCAGAUCUUCCAGGAGCGGCAGAUCAAGAAGACCCUUUCCAAAGCCACUCUCACCUCCCUGGCUCCCGAAGCAGGGGAAGAGUUUCCAGGUUCUGAAGCAAUCCAUUCCAGCAAGGAGAGGCUGCCUCUGGCUUCUAAUCCAAGGCUGUCCAGGGUCCAGGUGCUCUCCGAGUGCGCUGGGCCCACCUCCGCGGCCCUUGAGAGCUUCCCCUCUGUUAACCAGACAAAAGUAGAACAGGACUGUGUUAGAAAACGGAGCCAUGAGUUCUCACUGGAAGCCUACCAUUCCUCAGAGCACAGAGGAGCAGCCAGUGGACCUUCUUUGGAAGGGGAGCAGUUUGAGGAGUCCAGGUCCACCGUGGAUGCCACAUUAGUCAAAACUUGCAUAAGCACAGUCAUGAAGACUGCAGCAGUUAAUUCACUGCUACCCAAAAAUGAUGUUUUGGGUGGGGUCCUCAAAACAAAGAAACAACUGAGGACACUCAGUCAUUUUGAUCUGGGUAAUGGCAUUCUGGUCAACAGCCUAGGAGAGGAGCCGAUUCCUUCCCUGUGCAGAGGCCGGAAAAGGCGCUGUAAGACCAAGCACUUGGAACAAAACGGUGUUAAGAAACUGCGACCGCCGAGCAGUGACAUGGGCCUGGCCCCCAAGGACCCAGGGCUGCUUGAGGUGGGGCGGAAAUUGCAGCAGGAGGAAGAGGACCAGCAGCUGGCUCUGCAGUCACAGCGCAUGUUUGACAGUGAGAGGCGGACUAUGAGCCGGCGAAAAGGAAGUGUGGAUCAGUAUCUCUUGAGGUCCAGCAGCUUGACUGGGGCCAAGUAGCACUUGAUGUACAGAGUAAUGCUACCUGCUUCAGAGGUCCUUGACCUCAAUCAUUUAUCCAAAAGAGCUAGCUGAAUGUUCUCAUUUUGAGUUCCUUUCAAUGGUAAAACACUGUCUGCUAUGGUUCUGAGAGGAUCCAGGGCCUUGGUAUUCAAAAGCCAAGUGUCUGCAUCUUUGGCUUUCUAGGACCAGGGCCAGCACUCCUCAUUCUUUGAGUGGACCAACUCUGAAGGCUUCUGGGCCCAAAUCUGGCAGUACCCACUUGGAGUGAGCUUGGGAGUGGCCCUCAUUCAUGAGCGUGGUGGCCAGUGUUAGAGAUGGUAGGGAGGGAGAUGGGAUACCUUCUCAGACUCAGAAAACCCCUGGCUUCUUACCACAGAGUGGUGUUUUAAGUUAGCCUUGCAGAUAAACAUGGAUUCUUUUCAGAGACAAGCAGUGCCAGUACUUUGGAAGAGCCAAGAUAAAUAGAUGCUCACAUUCAUCUUCCCUCCCCUUUGCUACAAGUAAUUUCUACAUACUCAAAUCAGUUGAGCUUAGAACUUUUACCUCUACAGAAAUUAAUUUGUGUUCUCUGUUUAAACUAUGACAUUUGAUUGAAGCAGUGUGGCUGACAGCUGGUCUUCCUGAGACCUGACUUAUAAGUGCUGUCAGCUGGAUGAGAAGGCCACAGUGUAGAUGUCCAGGUUCUCUCAGCUGCCAGGUGGCCUAGCCCAGACUGACCACUGACUCUCAGGCCACAAGUCCCAGGGAUUCUCUACAAUCACAGGGCGCCCAAAGGAAGUACAGCCUAGGGCAUGCUAGGGCCAGGACUGAAUGUGACAGUGCAAAGCCCACCUAGAAGCACUUCACCUUGCCGGGAUGGAAAGCAGAACUGGAGUGACCUCACAGCCUGCUUACAGGCUCCUGUUCUCCCGGGAGUCCUGGCCUGGGAGACUAACUGGGAGGUUUCCUUACUCCUUCCCAGGUGGCAAUGGCUAUCUGCAAUUUUUGAUCUAAAAAUCAUGAAAAAAAUCUUGCCCUAAAGUCAGGCAAAGGACAAAGCCGAAACUCCAUACUGUGGAAACAAGGUAUCUCGCUGGAUGCAGCUGGUCAAUUCAGUCCCAUGGACCUUUGGGGUUGGUUUUUCUUAGCAGCUUGACACCGUGUGUCUUUCGCAUCCCUGGUGGUGCUUGGUGCUUCUGCCCUUCUGGGCUCAUUGAGAGUGGGGAUUAUGAUACAGUGUUAGGGACUCUCGGGUGGGUUGGCCUCUCCUGUGUUUGUAUGAGAUGUUACCAUAGUCAUGUGACUGACAUUUUAACAAACCUUCCAGAGCUUUUACACCAGUCCUAUGUUGUCCCCUUUCAAAGGUCCCAGCAGGAUACUCCAUAGUUGUCUGGUGACGUUGCCUUUGAUCAGAAUGUUUCUGAAACGUUUGAAGCUAGAAGUAGCUGGAGUUUAGACUCACUGUUCUGUGCCAAGGGAGAUGUCAGUCUCUGGGAAUUCUAGAAGAGAGAACUUCAGAUUUGGAGUUAGGCAGAAACGGGUUGAAGCUUCUGAAGGUGGGAAGAAGGGUGUAGAGUCCCAAGCACGAUGUCCCUUGAAGCAGACAGAACUUAAUUUCUCUGCAGUUCCCAGGAAUGUUAGAUGUGUAAGGUGGCUUCAGAAGCUGCUCUGGCAGGAACUGUGUGAGUCUGGAGUGGGUGUGUUUUUAAAACAUGCAAUAGUCUCAUUACUUUAUACUCACACGGCUUUACUCCCCAUCUAGGCAACUUAGGGUUUUUCAGGGCUGUGGGAAGGCAGGCCAGCGCCCCAGGGAGGAGAGCUGGCCCUGGCUGCAGAAACCGGGAAAUCCCAUUAGAGAAAACUUAGAAAUGUCUACCAUGUCAUGUAUUUCCUUUAUGAGCUUAGUAAUUAUUAUUGGAAGGCUAGUCUUACUGGGUAGCAUUAAAGACACUUAUUUUUCCACUUGCCACCCUUUUAUAUGUCACUAAUGCUUAGAAAAACACCUUCAGUUGGAAUUAAUUUUUGGUUUUGGUAAGAAGAUAAAAUAUUUUAAUAGAUGAAAGAUAUAUAUUUUAAAUAUUCCCCUGCCCCUAGUGACUACCUUGAGUAAGAAUGCGUAGCAGUGGCAACAAGUGUGGGCUCAGGUGCUGUUGCUGCUGAGUGAGUGUUGCAGACACUGGGCUGUCCCUCUGUACCUCCCCCUCACCCCCGGGAGACCCCGAGGACUGUAGACAGUGUUCUUUCCCAUAAUUCCUGCUGAGAGCAGUGGCCCUUGAAAUAGAGGCAAAACAGUUUUGUUGAGAAGGCAUGGCUUAUUUAGUUUGCUUACCCUUGAAAAAUGGAAAAACUACUAAAGUAUCUGCAUACAAGAUGCUCUCAAACUUAGUGAAACCUGAACACUUCAUUUCUGAGAAUCCCCAUCUUGGUGUUUGACUGAAGUCCAUUGCAGCUCCAGUUGCUGACAGGGAUCCCAUAGGAGAAAAUGGACCAGGGAAGAGAACGUUUGGGAGGCUGGUGAGCUCCAGUGGAAGACACCAUUUCACAGCUAGAACUAACUGCAGUCACUGUAGUCCUAGCCACCUGCACACUGCCCACAUUCUGCUGUGCCCUUUAAUGUGUGUGCAAAGAGGAAACUAGGAGGGACAGGAGGGGGAGUCUUUCUGAUGGGGAAUCCAAGAGAUGUGCUGUCCCUCAAGAGGGCCUGGUAGCCCUUCUCUAGAGAGGGUAACCCUUAUACCUUUUGAAGAAGUCAUCUGAAAUCAUCUGGGCCUGAUGUGCUGGUAUCAAGUCAGGGAGUCUGCCAGCACCUAGCCUCUGUCCUCUGUCCCUUAGUUGCCUCUUAAAAAAAAAGUCUUGUCUAGGAAUCUUUCCUAACUGACCUCAUUUAUUUAAAAAAAAAAAAAAUCAUUCUUUGAUUAUGGAAGAAGUACUGGUCAUAAGUGGUCUUUAUUUUUUAAGGUAAAGUGCCCCUCAGAAAUUAAAGCUAUUUAAUUAGUUAUUAUCUGAUUACAAACUAGCCACUGACUAAAAUGGGAGGCUAAUGAGGGAGGCUGUGUUCAUUCAGAAGGCACUUUUGAGCUCUUAGACCUGCCACCCUGUGCUGGACCAUAGAUUAGCCCCUCUCACUAAGGGCCAUGUGUAGUGCAGUGCGCGUGGAUGCCUUUGACCCAAGAGUGUAUUCAUGAACUUUGAAAGGCUGUUCCAUCUCUGGCAAUGCUCUACAGUGUUCCUGUUCAGGAGAUCUGGCUCAGCAGAUCACUCACAUUUUCCAUACUUUAUCAGUAUUUCUGAGUUUGAUUAACUCUGCUUUUUCUUAAGUAAUUUUCCCAAGGAAGAAUGGAUUUUCUCCUGCAGUGAUUAUAGCAUAGUCACCCCUGUUCAAAGGCUGCAUUUAGCUCAAAUCCCAAGAAAUGAGGCAAGUCUGGAUCACCCUGAAGAAGAAGCCUGCCGUUCAUUUGAGUGACCUCCUAGUGCACCCCAAGCUGACCUCUCCAGACCUGCAGUGACGUGGGCUUGCUUUCUAACUUGUCAUUGAAGCAGAGAGCCAGUAGGAACGGAUAGCUAGCUCAUCAUCAUGAGGUCAUUGUGAAAGGGAAACCCAAAUGACAGGUUUUAUGAUGUUUCUUUCUUCCGUUUUCUUCAGUUAAGAAAUACCCGUAUCUCCUGAAUAUACCCACAAUCUAUAAAGUACUUAGUAGGGGGUAGCCCGUAGUGUGAUUUAAGGUGAGAUUUUGGUUGGAGUAGCUGUCAUUUUAAUUAACAGCCUUUACGGUUUCUUUCACUCAAACUCCAUAGGGUCCUAACCUGUCCUCAGCCAGCCCUUUCCUCACCAGCCAUACAGUCCUCUUUAGACUGAGCCCUUAGGAUGAUGGAGCUGGAGUUCUUAUAACUCAGUAGGAUUUGAGGAUGAGGCUGCUCACAGAAAAAAAAAAAAUUUUUUUUUUGAGAUGACACAGAUGCACAUUUCCCAGAUUGUUAGCCAUUCUGAGGAUUGUUCUGUGGAAGAGACUUGAAGGUACACAGAGGUUACCAAUUUUUAGUCAUACAGGAUGGAGGAAAAAGUGCCAUGUCCCCAUGAGCAGACAGCUUUGGGUGUUGGCAGGAUUUCUUCUGCGGGGGAGAAUGCACUCUUGUGUUUCCUGAGUUUGUUGCCAGGAGUGUGGGAACUUACACCACACAAGAGCUGACCCUAGACUCUGAGGCCCCUCCCUCCCUCACUCUUCGGAGUCUUGGGUCCAGGAGGAGUUAGACAAGGCCAUGCUAAGGCCAGACUUGGUCAUGCCCUUCCCAAUGCUGUGUGUGAGGCACAGACAGUUCAGCCUUCGGAUGUCAAGCUGGGCAGGGAGCAGCUUCACCGUGGUCCCAGAUACCUGCAGCUGCAGCCGGGUUCUCUCUACCUGCCCACCAAACCAAGCCCCGGUGCAGCCCAGCAGAGCCCAGUGUGCUCAGGCAUAACCACCAGUAAAGCAAGCAGGCAGACUAUGCAGGAGGGGAAUAACCAGCUGAAAUGCCAACUAGUGCUUGUCUUCUACCUGAUAACUGUUUACUUGUAACUGUAUAAAUGUAGUGGUCCUAAGAGCCCAGAGGGAAACCUUUCCACCUUCUGUUGGCUUUAGGCUCCCUGUGGUCUGGUGAUUGUGAUUUAUCCAACCUGUUUACAUUAGAAUUGGAGAAGGGGCCCUGGAUCUUGGGCUGCCACUGCUGUCUGUAUCCCCUUGACUCCUAAAGAGCCUUUUGAUAGAGGGACUUGGGACAAGGUAUGCCCGUGUCAAGGAUGCUUUUACCACAAAGGAAUGGUAUGGAAUCAAGUGGGAUGGUUGAUGGAUGAUUAACAAAAGUACCAAAGUGCAUUCUUCAAUGUGUAUGUGCCUGUUCCAGGCAAGACCCAAGUUGAAAAUGCAGUAAAGCAGACUCAUGAAAGCAAACAGACUAUUUCUGGUCCGUCUGAAGAGCUGUGUCUCAGCAUGGCCGAAGCUGAAGGUGGCAGGUGUUUGGGCGCUGUCAGAGCUAGGGGGUAUCUGGGUUAGUGCUCUCGGGGCUGGGUUAGAAUGCCUCACAAGGAACAAUAUGCUUUUUGAUGUGUUCUAAUGGACAUUACUUACUGUCUCCUGAUCUCAUGUGACCACUCCUGUCCCUCUGAAGGUACCAAGAGUAAAGAAUGACUUGGGGACACCAUUGUCCUUGUACCUUUGGCCACUCUUAGCAAUCUGUUUUUUUUUAAAGUAUCCU